This is a messenger RNA of Apiotrichum porosum, 510 nucleotides long. RefSeq lists its product as uncharacterized. The coding region runs from base 1 to 510 and encodes 169 amino acids. The transcript has 2 exons. The record is from RefSeq and is a predicted model, not a curated record. NCBI's taxonomy places the organism in Eukaryota, Fungi, Basidiomycota, Tremellomycetes, Trichosporonales, Trichosporonaceae.
AUGGUCGCCAGGAAGCUCAGGGUCGCCUGGAUUGAGCUUAGCUCCCGAGAUCUACAGUCUCAGCCCUGUCGCUCGGAAGGUAAACGCGUAGAUUUGGUCGCGGCACCUGAUCAGUUGCCUUUCGACGCUUUUGAGGGCGAUGUAGGCGGCGGCAGAGCCGGAUAUGGCGUCGGACACAUUGCCAAUCAUGUUGAGCUCCUCGUUGAUUUUGUUCAGCUUGGAAGCUUCGCCGAGGAACAAGAGUCGAUGGUGGACAAGAGAGGUUUCCACUUGGGCAAGAUUGUGUUUGAUGAUUUGGCGCAUGUCGGUGCUCCGUUCGGCGACCAGGAUGGCGUCCUGGACCGCAUUCAAGACGCGGCACACGAUUUUCCUGGCGCGUCCCAUAAACCCGGUGGCGCGAGUUACAAGCCGCGCGCGCGACACCGUGUUGAUGUCUGGCUUGAAGCUCUGCACUACACACACCAACUGAGGGGUCAGCUAAAUCCAGAUAACCUGGAGCUUACCUCCUAG